Cheilinus undulatus (humphead wrasse) is the source of this 871-nucleotide messenger RNA. RefSeq names its product pentraxin fusion protein-like. The transcript is spliced from 4 exons. The record is from RefSeq and is a predicted model, not a curated record. The coding region runs from base 62 to 733 and encodes 223 amino acids. NCBI's taxonomy places the organism in Eukaryota, Metazoa, Chordata, Actinopteri, Labriformes, Labridae.
AUCUCAUCUUUUACAUCGUCUGUAGUCGAUUCUUUGCAGAGGAGCGCACUGCUCAGAAAAGAUGAAGCUUUCACUCGUCCUGUUUCUCAUCGCCAUCUCCACUGCAUUGGCCGGGAGCUCCACUGUGAAGACUCUGGUGUUCCCUAAGGCUUCCAGUAACAGCUAUGUGGAGCUGACUGCUCGUAGACAGCUGCGCCUGAGGGCUUUCACUCUCUGCAUGCGUGUGGCCACCGAGCUCACUGGUUGGAGGGAGGUCAUCCUGUUCUCAUACCGGACCAGCAGCCGUGAUGAGCUGAAUGUGUGGCGAGAGAAGGACGGCCGUCUGUCCUUGUACCUUGGUGCGAGCUCUGGUGGCGCUAAGUUCAAGGUCCCUCAGCUCGGAGCGUUAGAGACCCACCUGUGUGUCACCUGGUCCUCCGGUACCGGCGCCGUGAACCUCUACUUAGACGGGAGGAGGAGCUUGACCAAAAUCUACAAGCAUGGCCACACCACGCUCGCCGGGGGAAGGAUUAUCCUGGGACAGGACACUGAUUCCGUGGUGGGGAAGUUUGACUACUAUCAGAGCUUCGUCGGGGAGAUCUCUGACGUGAACAUGUGGAGCUACGUCCUCUCUGAGAGCGCCAUCCAGCAGAUGGCCUGUGGGGAGAGGCUGAAGAGUGGAAACGUUCUCUCCUGGGGUUCCACACGCAUGACAGUUCAUGGGAACGUUGAUGUUCUCCGUCGUAAGCUGUAACUGCAAUGCUAAAACACCACACGCUGAAAUAAUGGCGGCAAGGUCCAGAAAGGCAAGAAUGUCCCAAAAUAACACCUGUACGGCACAUAUGUAAUCCUAAUUUCACUUUAAUAAACGCUUCUGCAUGCAUGAACAUGA